AUGUCAAGGAGGCCAGCUAGUUUAUCAAGGUGUUUGGGUGAUGGAACUGGCAUUCCCUUUAGGGGAUCCUUAAAUCCAAAAUCACGCCCUUCCCCUUUCUUAUCCAUUGGCCUUGUUCUUGUGGUAAUCACACCUCUUAAAGCUUUUGCAUCUACUGGAGCUUUUCUCAUAAUUGGCUAUGUUUAUAGUGGUUCAGGUGGAAGAAAUAUUGAUAAAGUGGCUCUAAGUAGGCUUGAAGGUGGUGUUUCAUGUUCAGCAGAGAUUAAUCAAGCAUUACCAUAUCUAAAAAAAGCAUAUGCUGACAGCAUGCAUAAAGUUCUACACAUGGGUCCCGAUUCAUGGUAUCCUGGUCAACGUAAAGUUAAAGUGGCUGAAAUGUCCAAAUUUGGUCGCCCUAAAUGGUCGAAUCUUGCCAUGAUUUACACACGUAUAUUGGAGAUUCCUAAUCAGCAGUUGGAUCGGUAUUUCAACAGCUUUAGGGAAUUAGCUGCUAGUCACCCUUUAUCAGAACUGAGAACAGCUGAAGAACUUGAAGCUGCAGCAAGGGCAAAAGGGGAAUUCAAGAAUCAAGAAAGUGAGGAUUUUGAAACAGCCAUCAGGAGACAUUAUUAUCAUUUCAGGCCACUUAAUGUUACAGAGCUUGAAAACUGGCAUAACUACCUUGAUUUCAUUGAAGGAUGUGAUGACUUGAACAAACUAGAAAAAAUAUGGAUGUUGCCGAAAAUGACCUUGCUCGUGCUACCCAUGAGUUUGUUAAAAAGCAACCAGAGAUUCAUCUUUUUGUUGCUAGAUUUAGAGAACACAAUGGAAACAUUGAAGGAGCAAUUACCGCCUGUCUCUUCUGGAGAUACACCAAAUGACUUAAAUUUCUGCUUAAAUGGUCUCAUAUGGCUUGAUCGGACUCCUCAUCCUGCUCUAAAUGAGGUCAAGUAUUGCUAUCAACCAAUUAAAAUUUCGUUCACCAAUGGUGUAAUUAAGAUUACAAACACCAAUUUCUUUCAAACAACAGAAGAUCGAGAGUUUAAUUGGGUAAUUGAAGGUGAUGGAUGUAAACUUGAUUCUGGAACUCUCAGUCUACCAACAUUAGAGUUUAAUUGGGUGAUUGAAGGUGAUUUUGGUUCUUGA
This is a messenger RNA of Lactuca saligna, 1125 nucleotides long. Lineage: Eukaryota; Viridiplantae; Streptophyta; Magnoliopsida; Asterales; Asteraceae. The record is from the annotation of a GenBank genome assembly.